UUAUUUUGUUUGUACGUUCCUCGUUCGCGCUUCCGGAGUUCAGUGUCUGAUGUUUCAAAUUAAACACCGCGCGACAGACGCGAAAAUGAGUCAUGUAAACAAGAAUAUAUAGCUACAAAAACGAGUUUACACUCAUAUAUAAAGGUUAUAUUAUGUCAUGGAUUUGACGGAUCAAUAUUUGCUGAGAACUUUGACAGGACAGUGACGUUAGUGUCAGUUAUUCGUCGUUUAAUGUGAGUUUUGGAUUAUUUAACAUCUUCUGAUGCUUUAUUUAAAAUCCCGACUUUAUAGUGAACUCCAGAUACAUUUGAGAUUUUAUUUUCUGCAGAAAUAGAGGCGUGUUAUUAGUAUUAUGAUAUAAAUUAUGUGUUAUUCUCAUUGUUUGCAGUAGCAGAACUUUGAAUUUAAUGUUUGACAGUUUUAUUAAUAGGAUUUUCGUUCUUUAUCUAAAAAUAUGUUUUAUUAUUAUUAUUUACACUCAUGUUAAUAUCCAUCAGACACAUGUAGUGUAGGUUUGAGCUUCUUAUGGCUUCUCUGGUGGAUUAUGAGGAUUCUGACAGUGACACGGAUCCAGAUCUUCAGCUUCAUCAUGACAGAGCCCUCAUCAUGAGCCCCUCAUCUUCAUCAUCUUCAUCAUCAUCAUCAUCAUCAGGCGUGACAGCAGCACAGUGCUCGUGUGCUUCCUCCGGCUCCGUGAAGAGAGUUCGGCUGCAGACGGCUGCGGUGAGGCCGUAUGUUCCUAAAAGACAGAGACUGGCGGAGACCGCAGCCGUCCGGACAGAAGAACAGGACUCGUCUGGAUCUGCUGGUUCUCCUGUGCUGUCUGAGGUGUCGGAGAGAGUCCGGCCGUUUCUGGGCCGAAAGCACGGACGGGUCGAGCUGCCCAAACGCAUGCAGUGCUGCAUUCAGGCCCAUCAGGGUCCGGUGAACACACUGCAGUGGAGUCCGGUGGAUCAUCUCAGUCAUCUGCUGCUGUCUGCAUCCAUGGACAAACACUUCAAGGUGUGGGACGGUGUUGGCGGUGGGCGGUGCUUACAGACAUACUCCGCCCACCGUGGCUCUGUGCGUGACGCGUGUUGGCUGUCGUGUGGGCGACGCCUCCUCUCUGGGUCGUUUGACGGCACCGUGGCGCUCACUGACGUGGAGACGGGUAAGACGAUCGCGCGGAUGGAGAACGGUUUUAAGGUGUGCUGCGUCGCCCCGCGACCCUCCGAGCCCGACGUCUUCCUGUGCGGGGGGUUCAGUUCAGAGGUCAGAGCCUGGGACGCCCGCUGCUGUAAGAUGCUGCGGGUGUAUAAAGCGGCGGUUCAGCAGACCCUGGACGUCCUGUUCCUGAGCGGCGGGAGAGAGUUCAUCAGCAGCACCGACGCCGUCAGUCGAGACUCCGCCGAUCGGACGCUCAUCGCCUGGGACUUUGAGACCAGCGCCAAACUCUCCAACCAGAUAUUCCACGAGCGCUACACCUGCCCGUGUCUGGCGUCUCACCCGCUGGAGAACAGUUUCGUGGCUCAGACCAACGGCAGCUACGUCGCCCUGUUCUCAGCGCAGCGGCCCUACAGGAUCAACAAGAGACGCCGCUACGAGGGACACAAGGUGGAGGGCUUUGCAGUGCAUUGUGGGUUCUCUGCAGAUGGAAGCGUACUGGUUUCAGGUAGUUCUACGGGUUCUGUGCACUUCUAUGACUUUCAGAGCUCACGCACCCUGAACACGCUUCACGCUCACCAACACGCCUGCGUCUGCGCCGCGCUCCAUCCCGUGAUUCCCGCCGUCACGGCCACGUGUGAUUGGACGGGAGAGAUCAAGAUAUGGAGCUGAUCACUCGUGUUUGAUGAUGAUGAUGAUGAUGAUGAUGGAUAUGAAACUCUGCGUUCUUCUCAUUUAAUGUGAGGAUUUCCUCAGUGAGGAUUAUGGGUAAUCAAAUCAUUAUAUGAUGUUAAACUGACAUGGUUUAAUGUUUGUUUAAUUUUGUACUUUUUUUCAAUUUGUGUCCUUAAUAAAACAGAUAAAAUGAUCAUUUGUCAUUUUUUAUAUAUAUAUAUAUAUAUAUAUAUAUAUAUAUAUGUGUGUGUGUGUGUGUGUGUACAUACACAUUGCCGCUCAAAUGUUUGGGAUUUAGAUUUUUUAUGUUUUUUUAUGGACAUUUCUUAUGCUCAUCAAGGCUGUGUUCAGAAAUACUGAAAAAAAUGUAAUAUUGUAAAAUAUUAU
This is a messenger RNA of Labeo rohita (rohu), 2205 nucleotides long. RefSeq names its product WD repeat domain 25 (gene wdr25). The record is from RefSeq and is a predicted model, not a curated record. Gene Ontology annotation, molecular function: protein binding. Lineage: Eukaryota; Metazoa; Chordata; Actinopteri; Cypriniformes; Cyprinidae.